Megalobrama amblycephala (Wuchang bream) is the source of this 2937-nucleotide messenger RNA. RefSeq names its product cyclin-dependent kinase 16 (gene cdk16). The transcript has 17 exons. Gene Ontology annotation, cellular component: nucleus; cytoplasm; synaptic vesicle. Gene Ontology annotation, molecular function: protein kinase activity; ATP binding. The record is from RefSeq and is a predicted model, not a curated record. Gene Ontology annotation, biological process: exocytosis; protein phosphorylation; neuron projection development. Bases 392 to 1966 code for a protein of 524 amino acids. Lineage: Eukaryota; Metazoa; Chordata; Actinopteri; Cypriniformes; Xenocyprididae.
UAUGUAUCCUUGUGGUGGUGGAGUGAAUGACUCCUGAAUCUAUUCGCAGCUGCUCUGUCGCUUCCAUGAUCCACUCCAGUCCGGAUUUGGCAAGGAAAGGAACAGCUGCUGUAACGUUUUAGCAAAAAGGAGCAGUAGUGAGACAUGCGGGGUUUAGAUGAGUCUCUCCAGCAGCAUUGGAGACCGGACGAGCAGCAGCAGCAGCACUAGAUGAUCAUGGCCGAGGACUAUUGGGAGCGCGCGGCGGCUUUGGGAUAUUAUUACUGCUGUUAAGAUUACACGAGCAACACGCACUCACUAACACAAGCGCACACGGAUCUCAACCCCACGGGGUGGUUGAACAGUGGCAGCCCCUCCACCCCCCUCAUCUCGGCCCCCCUUACCCCCACUGAUGGACCGCAUGAGGAAGAUCAAACGGCAGCUGUCCCUGACGCUGCGAGGGGGUAACAGCGGGGACAAGACCAUGAGCGAGACCAUCAGCUCUCAGGACACAGGAGCGCACAGCGAUUCCGAGGCCAUGCCAGUUGGCGGCAGUGGUGGUCUGCGGGGUUCAGUGAGAGGUUCGGGGGGUUCCUUCAGCAUGCACUCCCUCCUGCAGUCCUACAGCAGCGCCCUGCGCAGACCACGCAGCCUGGGCCGCAGUCUCAGCUCCUAUCUCAACCACACCACGCGCCUCGAAAUCGUCCACGAGGAUGUGAAAAUGGGUUCAGAUGGAGAGAGCGAUCAGGCUUCGGCCACAUCCUCAGAUGAGGUGCACAGCCCCGUCCGAGUUCGUCUGAGAAACAAUCCUGGUCGCAAAAUUUCCUCAGAGGACAUAAAUAAACGUCUGUCUCUGCCUGCCGAUAUCAGGCUUCCUGAUGGCUACCUGGAGAAAUUCAGCCUCAACAGCCCCCUGUUUGACAAACCGCUCAGCCGGAGAUUACGCAGAGUAUCGCUGUCUGAGAUCGGAUUUGGGAAGUUGGAGACAUACGUGAAGCUGGAUAAACUAGGGGAGGGCACCUACGCUACAGUAUAUAAGGGCCGCAGUAAAUUGACGGAUAACCUGGUGGCUCUGAAGGAGAUCCGUUUGGAGCACGAGGAAGGAGCUCCAUGCACUGCCAUUAGAGAAGUGUCUCUGCUGAAGGACCUGAAACACGCCAAUAUUGUGACUCUUCAUGACAUCAUCCACACGCAGAAGUCGCUUACGCUCGUGUUUGAGUACUUGGAUAAAGACCUGAAACAGUACCUAGAUGACUGUGGAAACUGCAUUCAUAUGCACAAUGUCAAGCUCUUCCUGUUUCAGCUGUUGCGAGGUCUGAACUACUGUCACAGACGUAAAGUCCUUCAUCGAGACCUCAAGCCUCAAAAUCUCCUGAUCAACGACCGUGGGGAGCUAAAGCUGGCUGACUUUGGUCUGGCACGAGCAAAGUCGAUUCCCACUAAGACCUACUCCAAUGAGGUGGUGACCCUCUGGUACCGCCCCCCUGACAUCCUGUUGGGCAGCACGGAUUAUUCCACUCAGAUUGACAUGUGGGGUGUUGGCUGUAUCUUCUACGAGAUGUCUACAGGUCGACCGUUGUUCCCGGGAUCAACGGUGGAGGAAGAGCUGCACUUUAUCUUCAAACUGCUUGGUACGCCCACAGAGGAGACCUGGCCCGGAAUAACCUCUAACGAGGAAUUCAUCUCCUAUAACUACCCCCGAUACCGCCCCGACUGUCUCCACAACCACACUCCACGAUUGGACAAUGAUGGGGUUGAACUUCUGUCGAAACUGCUGCAGUUUGAGGGAAAGAAACGGAUCUCAGCAGAGGAAGCCAUGAGACACCCAUACUUCCACUGCCUGGGAGAGAGAAUACUCACACUGCCAGACACUACAUCAAUAUUUGCACUUCAAGAAAUUCAGCUGGAGAAGGAGCCAGGAAUGAGGACGAACUCUCUGUCAGAAUCAGUCAACAGCAUAUCUCAGCGGCAGAGUCUUCUCUUCUGAGGGCACACGGGGCGACUCGGGACGGGGGAGACGGACGAUGUACGGAGAGGAUUCGUCGAGACGCUUCCUGUCGUGAAGAUGAAGGGAUAUCUGUUUUUCAUUUCUCCGUCUGAGUCAUUCGCUAGUCCUGUGGCAUUAUGUGUUUAGAAGGGGUCACUGUAGUUGUUUACAUGAAGAGGCUGAGGAUGUUGAUUUGCGUACUUGUUUUCUUUGUUUCAAAUGACGAUGCACUCCCCCUUCCCUGUACACGUUACAAACAUGUUCUUCCUGUUUGCUGUACCUUCUCGACUUGGUUGCGUCAAUCCAGCCGCUGUAAUCAACCAAUCAGACGCAGAAUGUUAUCGGAUGACCUGCUUGAGUGCAUAGACUUCAUCCUUUGACUGAAACAAAUCAACCUGUUUUAUUUGCAAUACUUCUCAAUUGUAAUGUAAAAGGAAGGCCAGUUUAUGAAGGAAGGUGUCAUGAAUGCUGUUAAUAUCCAUCAAGAAGAAGCCAAGUCUCUCUAGUCUUCCAGAAUAAUAGUCCUCUUCAUUAGUGUCAUCAGCCCUCCCAUCCAAAGAUGAACAUUUAGUACUAUGCCAACACAAUGGUUCUCCAAUCAUCAUCAUCAUCAUCAUCAACCAUAAUUGGUUAUUUGUAUUCAUCAUAACAUUGACUGUAUGUCAACUUUUGUUUUUGUUUGCAUAAUCAUUUCACUUUUAAGUUGUUGUUUACAUGUUUUGUUUUGUUUGUUUUUUGCCAUGUAAUACAGUUUGAUAAUCUAGAAUACGGUUUCACCAAAGACCCCCAUGCCGUCGUUCUUUCCCUCUUGGUUUGACUUUUAUUGAGCUUCCACUUCCAUCAUCAUGUUCAAGUGAACCCUCAAUCAGCUACACUGUGUCAAGGACAAAUUGUUUGUGCAAAGCAACUUAUAAUGUUUGUGUUGCAUUAAGGAAAGCCUCUCGAUAGUCUCGACGCAUUUCCUGCGGAUA